Molecule: messenger RNA, 2127 nt
Organism: Aedes aegypti (yellow fever mosquito)
Lineage: Eukaryota; Metazoa; Arthropoda; Insecta; Diptera; Culicidae
Product: zinc finger protein 600
Exons: 2
Coding region: 182-1843 (553 amino acids)
Biological process (GO): regulation of transcription by RNA polymerase II
Cellular component (GO): nucleus
Molecular function (GO): DNA-binding transcription factor activity, RNA polymerase II-specific; zinc ion binding; RNA polymerase II transcription regulatory region sequence-specific DNA binding
Source: RefSeq, a predicted model, not a curated record
CACAGUCAUACAUUCUUUACCUACCCAGAUGAUCGUUCACGAUGUACACAACACGGCAAGCAUAACAAAAUAUAGUUUGAACAGGAAUUUGCUUUAUUAAAUUUAGUGCUUUAAAUGUUUUGUUCAUAGAGAUUUUUAAAGUUUAAUAGUUUAAAACCAUACUGCCUGUAAGAUAGUGAAAAUGAAUUCAUCAACCAUCAAAAUUGAAGCUCCAGAACCACCCAUUGGCGAACCGGAAUCAUACUGCCGAUUUUGCUAUUCAGCUGAACGGUUGCUAUCAAUUUUCCCCGCAAGUGGCAGUCCGCAUCAACGGGUCAUCGAUCUACUGAAACAGUUGACGUCCAUCAAGUUGAAUGUGUUGGACGAUUUUCCCUCGGCGAUUUGUAGCCAGUGCUGUGUGAAGUUGGAGGAAUUUGAUCACUUUAGGAGGCAAUGUAUAGUCUACCAUGAGGAAACCAAACGAAUGCGGCUCAGCUCGAAGGCUUGUACUUUCUUGGUGUCCGUGGAACACGAAAAAGUACUGGAGUCGAUCGGUGAACCGAUUCCACAAGAGAAUGGUAUGGAGAAUGGAUUGUCCAGUAUAAUUGCUGUUGAAUCAAUCAAAAUCGAACAGAAUGCGGCACAAAUCCCAAAUGGCGAAGCACUAGAUGAAGAAAAGCCACAAAAAUCACUGGCUAAAGUUAGGCGAACUGAGAGAAAAUUGAAGCGGCUGGAUAAGAUCAAAAAGACGAGAAUCGAAGUGCAAAAGCACAAAACUACACUGAAAGAUCAUCGAUGUAGAAUAUGCUUACUGUUUUUCCCUAGCAAGGACGCAAUCAAUAAGCAUCUUAGAUCUCAUAUUGAUACCAAGAAUAGACAGUGCCUGAACUGCACGAAGACUUUUCAAUCUAACCAGGGGGUAAACGCUCAUAUGCGAAAAUGCUAUAUCUUAACGUCGUUCACGUGCCAACAUUGUGAUAUCCAGCUCAAUUCCAAGGUGGACCUUUUGAAGCACCAAAAAGUUUGCAAUCAGGACGAAAACAGGAACGCUAUAGCAGAGUCACCGAAACCACACCAAUGUGAGCUUUGUCCAAAAAGUUUCGAUUCAGCUCGUCGAUUAUAUUGCCAUGCACUGCUGCAUGAAGGAAAAUUUGCCUGUUCGAAAUGUGGCACCAAUUUUCAUACCCCCACUAAUUUGAAGAAACACAACGAUCGCUAUCAUUCAAAUGGAGUGGAUGAGAUUACUACCAUUGUGAAAUGCGAACCGUGCCAGCGAACUUUUGUAGACGCUAGUGCCUACCGGAGCCAUCAUACCAGAAUUCAUCAACAUGAGACUGACCAAAAUGCGCGUAAACUAGACGAAGACAAACCAUUCGAAUGCGAUCAUUGUGGCAAACGGUUUUGGUCGAUCAACACCAUUCGCUACCACAUUUUAGUUCAUCGUCAAUACCGAGACUGUGAUCAGUGCUCAGAAAGCUUCCGCUCGGUCAAGGAGCUAAAAAAGCACAAACUAACAACCCAUCCAGAGAAAUGCCAAUUCUGUCCGAAGAAGUAUUUCUCCAAAAAAGCCUGCCGAUCGCAUUCCAACAAAGCGCAUGGGAUGAUACAGGUUAAGCUGUUGGCCAAGAACGGCACUGUAACCUACCAGUGGCGUAAGUUGGUGUUCAAAUGUGCCGUAUGCGAGAUGGAUUACGAAAAUUUCCGCGAUCUGCAGGACCAUUACGACAGGAAGCACCCGGGAGAUAGGCCACAAGUCAAAUGCUCCUACUGCAAACGGCACAUCAGCUCGUCCAGGAUCGGAUAUGUGGGACACGUGACGGGAAACUGCGGGCAAACACCAAAGAAGUUGAAGGCUUGGAACUGAACGGAUUUCGAAAAGUGCUGUACAUCUAUUUGUAGUAACAAAGUUUCUUCUUUAUAUGAUUUUGUUAGAUGUAAGCUUGUUAACAGAAGCCUUACUUUGUGCCUUGAAAAUUGAUGUAUGUUGGGGUGAGUCGAAAUUAAGAUUCCUUUUGGAUUUUACUGCGAUUCAUCAACUAAUGUGCAGCUAAACCAUUGAAUAUUGAAUAUAGUUAGAUAGGAUAUUACUUAUUCGACAAUGUCAGAAACCGACAAUUAUUUUAUGAAUAAUAAAGAUUUUGAUCAGAA